Molecule: messenger RNA, 2655 nt
Organism: Cyclopterus lumpus (lumpfish)
Lineage: Eukaryota; Metazoa; Chordata; Actinopteri; Perciformes; Cyclopteridae
Gene: stom
Product: stomatin
Exons: 8
Coding region: 168-1049 (293 amino acids)
Cellular component (GO): plasma membrane
Source: RefSeq, a predicted model, not a curated record
CGCGUCACGGCACCAACAAGUCACCCUUAAGGGCAAAAUUCAAAACGCAUUCGGGCACCGACCCACCCAGCAGCAGCAGCUCGCAGGACACACGGUCAGACGCUCCAGUGCACGCGAGGCUACGACUGCUCGCUGUCACCGUCAUAUUAUCAUAUCUGGCGUAUGUAAUGGAUACCGACAACGAAGAAGUUGCAAUGAAAAAAUCCAGGAGACGCGACCGCCAAUCAGGUCCACUCACUUUACACGAUGUUGAAGCUUUGGAGAAUUCAGACUCUGACAUCGGCUUGUGUGGCUGGGUGUUGGUCGCGUUCUCCAUUCUGCUCAUGCUGCUUACUCUGCCCAUCUCCGUAUGGAUGUGCAUCAAGAUUGUGAAGGAGUAUGAGCGAGCCAUUAUCUUCCGCCUGGGGCGCAUUUUACGAGGAGGAGCCAAAGGUCCAGGGCUGUUCUUCAUCCUGCCGUGCACUGACAGCUUUAUCAAUGUGGACAUGCGCACCAUCACCUUUGACAUCCCCCCCCAGGAGGUUUUGACCAAAGACUCUGUGACGGUGAGUGUCGACGGCGUGGUGUACUACCGGGUCCAGAAUGCCACUCUGGCUGUGGCUAACAUCACUAACGCAGAUGCCGCCACCCGGCUGUUGGCCCAGACCACCCUGAGGAACGUCCUGGGCACAAAGAACCUGGCGGAGAUCCUUUCUGACCGUGAAGAAAUCGCACACAACAUGCAGGCCACGCUGGAUGACGCCACGGACGACUGGGGCAUCAAGGUGGAGCGGGUGGAGAUCAAAGACGUCAAGCUGCCCCUUCAGCUCCAGAGAGCCAUGGCCGCCGAGGCCGAGGCCAGCCGCGAGGCCAGAGCCAAGGUGAUCGCGGCAGAGGGAGAGAUGAACGCGUCGCGGGCGCUGAAGGAGGCCUCCCUGGUGAUCGCCGAGUCUCCGUCAGGCCUGCAGCUGCGCUACCUUCAGACCCUCAGCACCAUCGCCGCCGAGAAGAACUCCACCAUCAUUUUCCCGCUGCCGCUGGAGAUGAUGCAGGGCUUCAUCAAACGCUGAGGGGGUCGGGGGGUGGGGGAGUCUCAAAAUGCCAUUGUUCACCAUAGCGAUGUCAGUUUCGGUUAAUUUUGCUUUUGAUAGGCGGACACCCCUUGACCGGUCACUAACCGGUUAAUUUUUAAGAUAAAAAAGAUGUGAAUUACAAAAGGUGCGCUCCAUUUUACUCAAAGAGCUUUGGCGCCGCAUUUCAAAGCGCUACAUCCAAUUUUACAUCCAUUUUUAAUUGUUUUGUAUUUUUAACGUCUUGCCUUCUUAUUCUAUCUUCUGUUGGCUUUGCAGAAGUUGUAUUAUUAUUAUUAUUAUUAUUCAGGUCACAGAUCGUUAUCAGCCGAUACUCAUUUUCUACCGUUUGACCGGUGGUCUCUAUAAAAGCUAACCGGGCUAAUCUGUGCCAUUACUGAAUUUGAGCGUAAAAAGUCAUUUUUAACCUCGCCACCGAACAACUUGCAGGAUACUGUACUCGGCCUGUUCCUCUCCACGUUCGUCUGGAGAGAGAGAGAGAGAGAGAGAGAGAGAGAGAAAGAAAGAAAAACACUGACACUGGUUUAAAGAUCUGCUUUUGCUCUUUUGAGAGGUGGAUUUCCUUCUGUUCGCUGUAUCACAAUACUGACUUACACGAGAGGUUGGCAGUUCUUUGAAAAUUGGCAUAACACACACACACACACACACACACACACACACACACACUACAACUUUCCUCCAGUUGCCAAUACUUUUGUCACAUUAAGCUUGGCUGAGAGGUUGACAGUCAGGCUGGAUAUUACUUGUACAUGUUUACAGUAUUCUUUCUAUUCAUACAUAGUAUACGGUGUAUUUAUCUCAAACCGUUCUGCCAAAAGCCUUAACUUACUGCCAUCGACUCAUUUUACAACCAAAUAUCACGUUUCUAUGCACUAACUGAACGAACAACAAUAUUUAUUUAUUUUUAAGCAACAGUAUUUUAUCACAUGCUCUUUCUAGGUGUAAACAAGCCAAAUAGUUAGACCUCUUCGUAUUAAUCUUAUGUAGUUACAUUUGUCCUCCUUUUGACAAUACAUUAGUCUAAAUCUAGUGUGAGCCUGACUCAGUAGUGUUACUAUAUAUGUGUAUCUAUACAGUAUUUAAUAUAUAUAUAUAUAUAUAUAUAUAUAUAUAUAUAUAUAUAUAUUAUAUAUAUUUAAAAAAAAUGUAUGUGUUUUUAAAGUAGCACUGUAGGUGUAUUUCUUUAUAAAAUACCAAAGCUGUUACAUAAUUUUGCAACAGUAACUUCAGUUUAUUAGAUUUUUGCUCCAGCUUCAUAUCAAGGAAUGUGGGGUACAGAGUUUGGAGGAGACGGUGGAUCCAAACAUUCGGCCGCGCCGUGUUCCUCUUUCUCAGACGGCGUUCGUGUUGAAAGAAGAAACUUUCUUUCAGCUCCCUUCUCUUAAAGAGACCCUGCUCGUUGCAUUGUCGUAUGUUAUGUUUAUAUUAUACACAUCGGUAUUAUUAAAGUUUUCUUCAGAGUUCAUGGUUGCGUUGGUUUCUGCAGCUAAACCAAUUUAUUUUAUACAGUUUGCUAAUGUUUGAUUUAGUUUUAUCCUGACAUCGUGCAAUUUAAGACUUGGAAUAAAGACGCUGUCAAAAAUCA